Molecule: messenger RNA, 1334 nt
Organism: Solanum verrucosum
Lineage: Eukaryota; Viridiplantae; Streptophyta; Magnoliopsida; Solanales; Solanaceae
Product: pyruvate dehydrogenase E1 component subunit alpha, mitochondrial-like
Exons: 8
Coding region: 113-1279 (388 amino acids)
Biological process (GO): pyruvate decarboxylation to acetyl-CoA
Cellular component (GO): intracellular membrane-bounded organelle
Molecular function (GO): pyruvate dehydrogenase (acetyl-transferring) activity
Source: RefSeq, a predicted model, not a curated record
GAAAAAAAAAACAAGUUUUUAAAGAGACUCCAACUCUUGUAAGCUGCUGAGAUUCUGUGAUUUCCGGUUUCCUCACCAGUGCCGUUUCUCCACCUCUGCAGCUGCAAUCAAGAUGGCUUUAUCAACUAUUCGGACGGUUAAUCAUCUUCUAAAGCCUUUCACCGCCGCCACCCGCCGCCUAUCGUCGGACUCCAACGCCACCAUCAAUGUGGAAAUCAGCAAACCGUACACCGCUCACAACAUUGAUCCUCCCUCAUCAAUCGUCGAAACCACCCCUAAUGAACUCAUGACUUUCUUCUCAGACAUGGCGGAGAUGCGGCGUAUGGAGAUCGCUGCAGAUUCGCUCUACAAAGCGAAACUAAUCCGCGGAUUCUGUCAUCUCUAUGACGGACAAGAAGCGGUUGCAAUAGGCAUGGAAGCUGCAAUUACAAAAAAGGAUUGUAUCAUUACGGCUUAUAGAGAUCACUGUAUAUUCCUUGCACGUGGUGGAGGGUUAGUUGAGUCGUUUGCGGAGCUAAUGGGGAGAAAAGAUGGUUGUUCCAAAGGGAAAGGAGGUUCGAUGCAUUUCUACAAGAAGGAUAGUGGAUUUUAUGGAGGACAUGGAAUUGUAGGUGCUCAAGUUCCUCUAGGUAUUGGAAUUUCUUUUGCGCAGAAAUAUAACAAAGAGGACCAUGUUACUUUUGCUAUGUAUGGUGAUGGUGCUGCUAAUCAAGGACAGUUGUUUGAGGCUUUGAAUAUGGCUGCUCUAUGGGAUUUGCCUGCUAUUCUAGUCUGCGAGAAUAAUCACUAUGGAAUGGGGACAGCAGAAUGGAGGGCUGCAAAGAGUCCAGCCUAUUACAAAAGAGGGGAUUAUGUUCCUGGUUUAAAGGUCGAUGGUAUGGAUGCCCUUGCUGUAAAACAAGCAUGCAAAUUUGCCAAGGAUCAUGUCCUCACGAAAGGACCAAUUAUUCUUGAAAUGGACACCUACAGGUACCAUGGUCACUCAAUGUCUGAUCCUGGAAGCACCUACCGUACGCGUGACGAGAUUAGUGGUGUUCGAGGGGAACGUGAUCCUGUUGAAAGAAUUAGGAAUCUCAUCUUAGACCAUAAUAUAGCCACUGAGCAGGAGCUGAAGGAUAUCGAGAAAGGAAAGAGGAAAGUGGUUGAUGAAGCCAUUGCUAAAGCAAAGGAGAUCCCCAUGCCUGAUCCUUCUGAUCUGUUUACUAAUGUAUAUGUGAAAGGGUUUGGAGUUGAGGUCUUUGGAGCAGAUAGGAAAGAACUCAGAUCCACACUACCAUGAGACGAACAAUAUGGUUGCAAUUUUGAUUAUAUUUUGCUUGGAUGCUGGAGAGAGG